Molecule: messenger RNA, 1128 nt
Organism: Triticum turgidum subsp. durum (durum wheat)
Lineage: Eukaryota; Viridiplantae; Streptophyta; Magnoliopsida; Poales; Poaceae
Source: the annotation of a GenBank genome assembly
AUGCCGAGGAGGGGUAGGCGGUUGGGUAUUGCUUAUGUCCAUGACGACAAAGAGCGUGAUGUCACCUUCUUCAAGCGACGUGGCGGUUUAUUCAAGAGCGCUGCCGACCUCAACGCCAUCAUUGGUGCUAGGGUUGCUAUCAUCCUGGAGACAGAAAAUAAGAAAAUGUACUCAUUCGGGACGCCAUCAACUGGCCCCAUUGUCGAUGCUUUUUUGUCAGCAGCACCGCUAGGAAAUCAAUUCACUAAGAAGGAAACAAGUGCCCAAAUUGCGCGACUACAAAGUGAGGUGGCUCGACUUGAUAUGGAACAUGGGAUGGAGGAUAAGAGUAAUCAACUCUCCAUCCAACAUGUGAAACAAAUCCAAGAACAGUACCCAGGUAUGGUGGCAAAACUUAUCUUCUCGAAGGAACAAGAUCUCAACCUGGAAGAUGCUAAAAAGCUCUUCAAUGAACUCUCUCGUAUCCAUGAGGUCACUAGACACCGGCUGCCUAAAUUGCAUCAUAGCUACAAAGCCAUAACCGAUGGUGCAAGCGUGAUUCAAAACAUGCUACCAUCAAGUGGUCCACCGCCAGAGAGCUUGAAGACUAUCCCUUCAUCAGUGCACUCAAUGUGGGAUCACCAUCUUCCGCAACACCAUAUGCCUUCCACUCUGCUAAUAUCAGCACCUGAACACAACGUGGAACCACUUUUUCCUUGGGUACCACAAGUGUUCCAUGUUGCAUCAACAACUUCAGCGCCACAAUUUGCUUCCCAGCUACAAGGCAUUCCUAAUCAGGUACAGGAUCCGCCUCCAGCAGAUUUGGAUGUCGAGGACUAUAUAAGCCCUUGCGACACAGUGCACCCACCACAAAACAAUGCAAGCCCUAUCUCAACAACUGAGCAUAAUAUGGAAGCCUCUCCACUAUUGGUCUACUCAAGUAGCAACAAUUUUGUUGUGGAUGACCCAUUUGGCCGUGAUCAAUGGGGUUUUGCUCUACCAGAUCAACAGCUCUACAAUGGGUUUCUAGGGAUGGAUGGUUACCUAGGCUAUAAUGGUACCUAUGUAGGACAAUCUUCUAUGGGUAAUGGUGGAUGGGUUGAUGCUCCUCCAGAAUCUUCUCCUGAUGAAAGAAGGGAACCUGGAUAA